Messenger RNA from Piliocolobus tephrosceles (Ugandan red Colobus), 3849 nucleotides. RefSeq names its product arkadia (RNF111) N-terminal like PKA signaling regulator 2N (gene ARK2N). The transcript is spliced from 5 exons. NCBI's taxonomy places the organism in Eukaryota, Metazoa, Chordata, Mammalia, Primates, Cercopithecidae. The record is from RefSeq and is a predicted model, not a curated record. Bases 664 to 1878 code for a protein of 404 amino acids.
AAGGGAGCGCUGUCCUUUGUUGAAGGCAUUGUCCUUGUCUUGCAUUGAGUGGCUUUCACACACCCCAGGAAAGACAUUUCUGGAAAGAGACGGUCUCAACAGAAGGAGGGAGCGCGGGAAAGAAGCCCGGGGAGCCGGCGCCUUCACGCCCCGCGGUCUGCAGCGGGAGGAGCGCGGGUUCCAUCUCGCCAGAUGGCGCUGUCUGGCUUUUCUCGGGCCUCGGGCGCCAGUCUCCAGAGGUCCCUGGCGCAGCAGCCUCUCUAGCCGGCCGACGCAGGCUCUGUGUUUCCGGGCGGAAGUGAGGCGCUGAGCGGAACGGCCUCUGGUGACAUUUUCUUGGGGGCGGCGCGGACGACUGAAGGGACUUGGUGGUAGAGGCUGCGGAGGCGGCGAGGUUCACUUUGGUCCCGGCAGGGGCUCCGACUGCGACCCUCUGCUCGCCGCCGGCGCUUGUUCCGAGGAGGAGAAGGCGGCGGUGGCCGUCGCGUCCUGAGUCACCGCAGCGGGGAGAGUCCCAGCCGGGGGGUCGGUGCGUGCCCCGACGGGGCGCGCGCGGAGCGAGCGAGGAGGCACGGAGUCGCAGCGGAGCGCAGGUUGCUUUCCUGUUGCAUCUUUGAUAUCAUUUCCUAGACUCUACUCCAUGAUUUAACUUGAAAUUCUGAAAUGAAGAUGGAGGAGUCAGUGGGAAAAGUCGAAGAACUCAUUGAAUCCGAAGCCCCACCAAAAGCAUCUGAACAAGAGACAGCCAAGGAGGAAGAUGGAUCUGUAGAACUGGAAUCUCAAGUUCCGAAAGAUGGUGUAGCAGAUUCUACAGUGAUUUCUUCAAUGCCCUGCUUGUUGAUGGAACUGAGAAGGGACUCUUCUGAGUCUCAGUUAGCAUCCACGGAGAGUGACAAGCCUACAACUGGCCGAGUUUAUGAGAGUGACUCCUCUAAUCACUGCAUGCUUUCCCCUUCCUCUAGUGGUCACCUGGCUGAUUCAGAUACAUUGUCUUCCGCAGAAGAGAAUGAACCUUCUCAGGCAGAAACAGCGGUAGAAGGAGACCCUUCAGGAGUGUCUGGUGCCACAGUUGGGCGCAAGUCUAGGCGGUCCCGAUCAGAAAGUGAAACAUCCACUAUGGCUGCCAAGAAAAACCGGCAAUCCAGUGAUAAACAGAAUGGCCGAGUCGCCAAGGUUAAAGGUCAUCGGAGCCAAAAGCACAAGGAGAGGAUCAGGCUACUGAGGCAGAAACGGGAGGCUGCUGCAAGGAAGAAAUAUAACCUGCUGCAGGACAGUAGUACCAGUGAUAGUGACCUGACUUGUGACUCAAGCACGAGCUCAUCGGAUGAUGAUGAAGAGGUUUCAGGGAGCAGCAAGACAAUCACUGCAGAGAUACCAGAUGGACCUCCAGUUGUAGCUCAUUAUGAUAUGUCUGACACCAACUCUGAGCCAGAAGUGGUAAAUGUGGACAAUUUAUUGGCGGCUGCAGUAGUUCAAGAGCACAAUAAUUCUGUAGGCGGCCAGGACACAGGAGCUACCUGGAGGACCACCGGGCUUCUAGAGGAGCUGAAUGCAGAGGCAGGUCAUUUGGAUCCAGGAUUCCUAGCAAGUGACAAAACAUCUGCUGGCAAUGCACCACUCAAUGAAGAAAUUAACAUUGCCUCUUCAGAUAGUGAAGUAGAGAUUGUGGGAGUUCAGGAACAUGCAAGGUGUGUUCAUCCUCGAGGUGGUGUGAUUCAGAGUGUUUCUUCAUGGAAGCAUGGCUCGGGCACGCAGUAUGUUAGCACCAGGCAAACACAGUCAUGGACUGCUGUGACUCCCCAGCAGACUUGGGCUUCACCAGCAGAAGUUGUUGACCUGACCUUGGAUGAGGAUAGCAGGCGUAAAUACCUACUGUAAUACAAUGUCACUGUGUUUCCUCUGCACUGUUCCCUUCCACUUCCUCAUCCUUUGUGACAUGGAAGUUCACUGUCAUAGCUUCAGCUUCAGAAGCUGUUUGUGGCAUUUGUAGGAUUCAAACUCAUGGAAAAUUCCCUCCUCUUCCCCCCUUUUUUAAAGUCACUUAGGAAAAUAACUUAUCACAGAGAAAAGAAUUUCUUCCUUCACUCAGUAGGAAUAUGAGAAUGAUGAGUUUUAUUAGACAGCUUUAUUUUACUUGGUGACUUUUAAUCUUAGGAAACUCUGCCUUCCUUUUAGAAUAAUAUUUUAAUUGCCAGGCAAAAUGGGUUUCAGUUUUUGAAUCUUGUAUUUAUUUUUCUGUAUAAUGAAAUUAAUAUCUAGACUUGACCACUAUCUGCCCACCCCAUUGGCACUUCCAUCUUAGGGCAUUCGCACACAUAUCAGUCAGGUCCUUUUUUGGCACCUAGUAGGGCAUGUGCAUUUAAAAACCUGUCCUUAAAAAUAGAAGACAGAAGUAUUAAAAGUAUUUUUUCUUUAUUUUAAGUCUUCUGCCUUCUUUCCUGAGUUUGCUCCUGUUGACUUCCCACGGCACAGAUAAUUGACAUGUCCCUUUGUGUUUAUAAAUACUACUAAGGUGACUUAGUUGGUCUCCUUGUUGCAAUAAUUAAUAACUCUUUGCAAAAUGUCUCCUUGGAGACAGAGGCAUUUCAGAUAGAUACCCACCAUCAGGUUUUCUGGGCAUCUGAAAGUGUUAAGAGUUCAGUGGGGAAAAUCUCUCUCCCUCGGCUUUUUUUUCUGGUUUAGUCAAAUAACGGGUGAACAUAGAAACCUGUUGGGAAGAAUAUGAAAAGUUACAUGGCCUCUGAGGCUACAGGCACUUGCAAAUCUGAGAGGAAAGUGCUGUCUUUCAUAGCUGGUCUCAUAUAAAGAGUAUGUAGCAACAACUGUUUAACAUCUGAGAUGAAGUGGACCUGAUGUUGUAUUUGGGUAUUUUUCUCCUCUAUCUUCUAAGAAAAAAAAAUACCAUAAGAAGAAUCAGAAUGUACCAUAAGAAGUCAGAUGCAAAGCACGUUAAUUGGUAAGUUUUACAGUAUCUAAAAGGAUUAGCAAAGGGUAGUAGGAGCUUCAGGGAAUUCAGGAAAUGCCAGCAUUGGAAUUUUGUGGCAUUAGUUACUACCUUCUUUCUUAUAAUAUGUUGUGUUACUAGUGAAUUCUUUUAAAAGCAAUACCUAGAGUUAGAACACUAUUCUGCACAGGGGGAGUGAAGUAAUAUUGGUUUAGAAGACUUCACUUUUUGUUUUUCAUGGUUUUUGUUUGCUUUUUUUGUGUGUGUUUGUUUUCAUUGUUACCAUUACUGUGGCCCUUUGCCUCUCUCUCCAAAUCCCCUGGUGGCUCUUCUUAUCAUAAGAGUAUGAGAACUACCAUUUUCAGUUUUCAUUCAGCAAACAAAUUUACCAAGUGCCUGCUCUGCAUAAGGCACUGUGAGGGGUGGGUGCUCUGGGGCUGCUGAGAUGAAUGACACACACCCCACAUAAGCACGCAUCGGAGUCUGCCUGCCUCCACCUGCCUGGCCUGUUCUUCUUCUUCUUCUUUUUUGUUUUUGUUUUGUAAAGACAAGUUUAUUCCUUUACCCUUCUUGUUGCAUUAGUUCUCCUAUAUAUUCCUUCUUCUUUGAUUUUCUCUGAUAACAUCUCAUUUGAUCUGGCCUCUGUCCUUUGUCAUUUUUUUUUCUUCCUGCUUUUAUUAGAUCAGGCUUUUAAGAUCAUGAACCUCCAAUUUUAGCAAAUCAAUCUCUCACACGGCCACAAUUCUAGACAAAAACCAAAGACCCAGAGGCCAGAGCAAAGUAGGACUGUCUGAAGAUUCACUACUGGUGUAUCCUUGGACCUUCACAUUUUACUUUAGGAUUAAUUUAUUGAAUUUUACUGUUACACAUAGUUUUUGACUUGAAUUAAAAUAUUAGACAAAGCA